Molecule: messenger RNA, 1209 nt
Organism: Sphaerodactylus townsendi
Lineage: Eukaryota; Metazoa; Chordata; Lepidosauria; Squamata; Sphaerodactylidae
Product: olfactory receptor 14A16-like
Exons: 3
Coding region: 1-1209 (402 amino acids)
Biological process (GO): G protein-coupled receptor signaling pathway
Cellular component (GO): membrane
Molecular function (GO): olfactory receptor activity; odorant binding; G protein-coupled receptor activity
Source: RefSeq, a predicted model, not a curated record
AUGGCUAACGAAACAUCCAUCUCAGAGUUCCUGCUCCUUGAAUUCUCUGUGGUACGGGAACAUCAGAUCCUUCACUUCUUUUUAUUUCUGGCAUUGUACCUAGCCACAGUCACAGGGAAUCUCCUCAUCAUCUCUGCAGUGGCUUUUGACUGUCAUUUGCACACUCCUAUGUACUUCUUUCUCAUGAAUUUGGCCUUGCAGGACCUUGGCUCAGUUUCAGUCAUUAUCCCCAAAUCCAUGUUCAAUUCCCUCUUGAAUACCAGAGACAUUUCUUAUUCUGGAUGUGUCGUUCAAGUUUUCUUUUUUGUGUUCUUUGUGGGGUCUGAUUUUUUUCUCCUCACUGUUAUGGCAUAUGACCGGUAUGUUGCCAUUUGCAAUCCCUUACAAUAUGAAGCAGUGAUGAACAGGCAAGCUUGUACCCAAAUGGUUGUCAGUGUAUGGAUCACGGGCCUUCUUUAUGGUGCACUGCACACAGGUGGCACUUUUGCUGCAACUUUCUGCUCCAAUGUUGUCAAUCAGUUCUACUGUGAAAUCCCACAGUUGCUUAAGAUCUCAUGUGGUGGCUCAAAUGUCAUUGAAGUUGGUGCUCUUGCAGUCAGUGUGAUCGUAGAGUUUGGUUGUUUUGUCUUCAUCAUUGUUACAUAUGUGCUGAUCUUUUCUACGGUGCUGAGAAUGCCCUCUAUCCAGGGGAGGCAAAAGGCCUUUUCCACUUGCCUACCACAUCUCAUUGUUUUCUCUACAUUUAUAGUCACUGGGUGGUUUGCUUACCUGAGGCCUCCCUCUCAAACACCGUCUGACCUGGAUUUGGCAUUAACUGUGGUCUAUACUUUUGUCCCACCCAUGAUGAAUCCCAUUAUUUAUAGCAUGAGGAACAAGGAUAUCAAGGUUGCCCUGUCAAAACUAUUUGUUGGUGCAACACCGAAGAACUACCAACAUGUCCUUGCCCUGGCAUACGCUGUGAAGGAGAUUAAUGACAACCCCAAGAUUUUACCCAAUAACAGCCUUGGUUUCCACAUCUAUGACAGCUACUUCAAUGCCAAGUUGACCUCUCAGAAUACCUUGAACUUCUUCUGCACCUCGAAAAGGAUUAUCCCUAACUACAGUUGUAACAACCAGAAGAAUUUAAUGGCUGUCAUUGGAGGCCUUGAUUCUGAAACCUCUCUCCACAUAGACAACAUCAUUAGAAUAUACAAAAUCCCACAGCGUUAA